AUGAUGAUGGAAGGAGCUAGCAAUGGAGGGAUGCUGUACCACGAGGUGCAGGAGUCGAAGCUGUGUGCGGUGCAUUGUGUGAACACCGUUUUGCAGGGUCCGUUCUUCUCGGAGUUCGAUUUGGCCGCGCUCGCCUCUGAUCUCGAUCGCAAGGAGCGCCAGGUCAUGCUGCCCGCACUCUCCUCUUCCGAUUUCGAAUCGCACAAUGUGUCGCUCGACGGUGAUUUCUCCCUCUGUCUUCUUUCUCGCACACGGAGAUGCCCUAAUCUCCAACAAAUCAUCCCCAAAUCCUUUUAUCCUCAAUUUUUAAUAAAACCCAAUUUCAAAAUGGGAACCCUGACACCAGAUUUGUCUUCACAUGCAUGCCCCGCCUACAUUGAGCACAUGUUGGCCUUGAAACACAUUUUGCGGUAUGUUCAAGGUACCUUACAGUAUGGUUUGCACCUCUAUCCGACCUAUAUUAAGAAACUUAUUUCUUACAAUGAUGCUAAUUUGGGAGGAUGUCCUGACACCAGACGCUCCACAUUUGGUUACUGUGUGUUUCUUGGUGACAACCUCAUCUCCUGGUCUUCGAAGCACCAAUAUAUUCUCUCUCGUUCUAGUAUAGAAGCUGAAUAUUGA
Vigna umbellata (rice bean) is the source of this 621-nucleotide messenger RNA. Its product is annotated as ataxin-3 homolog. The record is from RefSeq and is a predicted model, not a curated record. Gene Ontology annotation, cellular component: nucleus. Gene Ontology annotation, biological process: protein deubiquitination. Gene Ontology annotation, molecular function: cysteine-type deubiquitinase activity. NCBI's taxonomy places the organism in Eukaryota, Viridiplantae, Streptophyta, Magnoliopsida, Fabales, Fabaceae.